Yarrowia lipolytica CLIB122 is the source of this 1431-nucleotide messenger RNA. RefSeq lists its product as uncharacterized. The record is from RefSeq and is a predicted model, not a curated record. Lineage: Eukaryota; Fungi; Ascomycota; Dipodascomycetes; Dipodascales. Gene Ontology annotation, biological process: dephosphorylation. Gene Ontology annotation, molecular function: phosphatase activity.
AUGUGGUCCCUUAUUUUCGUCGUGAUCUCCCCUGCUCUGGCCUGGAACACAAACGCCACAGACACACUCUACCCCGAGGAAGUGCCAACCAAGCCUUACUACCAGGGCUACCAACUUCCCGUUGGUAGCAAGCAUGCUACACCUCGAAAUAUCGAGUACGGAGGCUACAACUACUGCUCCAUGCCCCAUCCUCACAUCGACACCUAUGAGCUGCCAGCAGCAAUUCUCAAUGGCUCUGUUCGAGGAAGUAUGGCUGGAUUGACCUAUAUUCAGAGACACCAGAAACGGACAUCCUACCACACCUACCAAGACGAGGACAUCCGGUACGAUUGUUCAGAGCUUGUUCCUUUUUUGUUUGGUGAAAAUCGUGACUCCACAGGGCUCUUGAACGCUGCUAUUCCCGUUCACGAUUAUGUCUACACACCCGACUCCAAUCCAUACGUAAGUUCGGGAUACGUACCCCAUGGAAGCUGCCAGUUCCCCCAAUUGACCAUCGGGGGUCUGGAGGACGGCUUCCAGCAUGGUAGAGAUCUGUGGAAUGUAUAUGGAGAUAAGAUGGGUAUCAUUCCUGCAGUCCCCAGUUUGGACCACAUCUGGCUUCGACGAUCCAAUAAGGAUCUCACAGCCCAGACCGCGGGUGGAGUACUUCGGGGGUUGUGGCCAAACCACAACGAGACGCUGCCCAUCCACCAACAGCGAGCCGAGGUGGACACAAUUGGAUCAAACUACCCUUGCGAAAAGCGAGACAAGCUGAAGAAGGAUCUCAAGAAGACGGACAUCUGGAAGGAGCACGAUGAAUUCAUGGUGCCCGUGUUGGACGAGCUGCACAAGACUGUGUUUGGCGAGUCCGACUACAAGUAUGAGAAAUGGAGUGAUACCUUCCAGUCUCGUCUCUGCAAUGGUUAUCCUCUCCCAUGUGCAAACAGUACCUCUUGUGCUUCUGGGAAUGCUGCAGCCCAGGUCUUCUCUGGUGAGGACUGGGAGUUCUACCAGCAGUACAUUGCAGAUCCCAAUGCUGCCGAGUAUGCUCGUCUGAAGGUUGGCCUUCUUGUCGGUGAGAUUAUUGAUCAGCUCAAGGAGACCGUUUACAACCAUUCGAGUGUGGUAUACAGACACUACUUUGCCCACGAUGGAGAUCUAGCCCCUAUGGCAACUACUCUGGGGCUGCAAACCAUGAAACAGCCUGGAAUGGGCAUUAACAUAGCGGUGGAGUUGUGGAAGGUGGAGGCUGUCGAUGACAACGAGUCAGAACAGAUUCCCCUCCCUCCUAUCACUAAUCAGAACGAACACUAUGUCCGUGUUCUGUGGGCCGGUGCCCCCAUUCGAUCCAAACUUGGAAAUCUUGAGUGGAUCAAAUUUGAUGAGUUUGUCGAUCUGUGGAGUAAGUCGGUGCCCAUCGAUAUUGUAGAGGAGUGCAAGGUCACCAAAUAA